Molecule: messenger RNA, 1095 nt
Organism: Penicillium subrubescens
Lineage: Eukaryota; Fungi; Ascomycota; Eurotiomycetes; Eurotiales; Aspergillaceae
Product: FAD-dependent oxidoreductase
Exons: 6
Coding region: 1-1095 (364 amino acids)
Molecular function (GO): D-amino-acid oxidase activity; FAD binding
Source: RefSeq, a predicted model, not a curated record
AUGUCAACAAAUAACAUUGUGGUUGUGGGUGCGGGAGUCACUGGCCUCACAACGGCCCUGCUGCUCUCCAAGAACCCGGCCAACAAGGUCACUGUGAUCGCAAAACACAUGCCUGGAGAUUAUGACAUCGAAUAUGCAUCUCCAUGGGCCGGUGCAAGCUACAUGCCCUUUGGUAAGAAGGGAAGCGAUCAUGCCGAGUGGGAGCGGGCUACCUGGCCAGCGCUGCGGGAUUUGGCGGAGAAUCAACCGGAAUCGGGUAUUCACUUCCAAGAUAUUACGAUUCAAAAUCGCCUCAAGGAUCAGAAUACUGUUACCGGUCAGUGGUCUGCAGAAUUGACAUCGGCCAACCCAUGGUUCAAGGACUUUGUUCUUAACUUCCAGAAUCUUCCUCGAGACCAGCUCCCGCCAGGUAUCGAUAAUGCUCAGAAGUUUACCUCUGUCUGCAUCAACACUGCGAUCUACCUCCCAUGGUUGGUCAGUCAGUGCAUGAAGAACGGGUGUGUAUUCAAAAGAGCUUCGUUGGAGCAUAUCUCCGACGCUGCCGGGACACAUCAUACCGGUAACAAGGCCGAUGUCGUCGUCAACUGCACCGGCUUGGCCUCGCGGACUCUUGCUGGAGUGGCUGACGAUCAGGUUUACCCUGUCCGUGGUCAAAUCAUGAUCGUGCGGAAUGACCCUGGAUCAAUGACUUCUAUUUCCGGCUCUGAUGAUGGCGGAGAGGAAGUUACCUAUAUCUUCCCUCGAGCAGCAGGUGGUGGUACUGUUAUCGGCGGAACUUAUCAAAAGAACAACUGGGACCCAUUGCCUGAUCCCAACUUCGCGAACAGAAUUAUGCAACGCGCCCUCAAGCUUGAUCCACGACUUGUGAAGGAAGGACAGGGAGUCGAGGGCUUGGAUAUCGUAAGACACGGUGUUGGCUUGCGUCCGGCGAGAACUGAUGGCCCACGGAUCGAGAAGGAUCAGGUGAAUGGCGUUAAAGUCGUUCACAAUUACGGUCAUGGAGGGUUCGGAUACCAGGUUUCUUUCAGCUGCGCUGAGAAGGCUGUUGGUCUGGUCAAUGAGAUUACCCAACAGAAAGACCGAGCAAAGUUGUAG